Molecule: messenger RNA, 1467 nt
Organism: Selaginella moellendorffii
Lineage: Eukaryota; Viridiplantae; Streptophyta; Lycopodiopsida; Selaginellales; Selaginellaceae
Product: 3,9-dihydroxypterocarpan 6A-monooxygenase-like
Exons: 4
Coding region: 1-1467 (488 amino acids)
Molecular function (GO): iron ion binding; heme binding; monooxygenase activity
Source: RefSeq, a predicted model, not a curated record
AUGCAAGCUUUCUUUCAGAGAAUUAAAAUCGCCUUGCGCUGGAAUCGCCGGGAGUCCUGGAAGAACCUCAAGCAAAUCACGAGCAGGCACUUGACGAACAACACGAGGCUGGAUGGUGUUGCGGGGAUCGACGAACUAGAGAUAGCUCUGGCGAUCAACCUGACCGAUGCAGUCGGCAAGUUUAUCUCGGAUGCAUUUUGUAUGAUUCUCUUUGGCAGCACAGAAGUGAGAGUUUUGGAUCUGGUAGCCCAAAUCGAAAAGCAAGCAAUCAACGUGAACAUCGGAAACUUGUUCCCAGCGCUGGAUUUCCUGGAUCUCCACGGAGUAAACAAGACAAUGAAGGAAACUCUCAUGCCAGAGCUGGAACAAUUGCUAAUACAAGUGAUCGGCGCUCACAAGCAAAACAAGGCGAGGAUUGAGUCUCAAGGGCAGGAAUUCGUCAGCAGAGAUCUCACAGACGUGCUAUUAUCUCUCGAGUCCCUACGAGACAUAUCAAUCGUCGCACUGCUCACUGUAAGUGAUACCACGCACUUUUCAGUCUGGAACUUACUCUUUGCACAGGAUAUACUUGUCGCUGGAGUUGACACGAUCAAGUGGACAGCAGUCUGGGCCAUGGCCGAAGUUCUAAGAAAUUCCAGAGUGAUGGAAAAAGCACAAGAAGCAGUAAAGAACACGAUAGGGAAGUCACAACUUGUCAAGCACUCGGACCUCGUCAACUUACCUUACAUCGAAGCAAUCUUCAAAGAAGUGUUGCGAGUCCAUCCAGUGGGAGCUCUUGGCGUUCCUCACCACAAUCCAUCCAAGGCAACACUCGCAGGCUACGACAUCCCCAAGCACUGCACCGUUCUCAUCAACAUCUGGGCGAUCGGGCACGACCCACGGCACUGGGAGAAGCCCGAGGUGUUUCGCCUGGAGCGUUUCCUGGGCGAUCGAGCGAAAUCCAACCAAGAACUCAUGAUCCCAUUCUCUGCCGGGAGGAGAACUUGUCCGGGCAUGCCAAUAGCUUCCCGCGUGGUUCCUUUUGUGGUUGCAAGCUUGCUCCAUGCGUUUGAUUGGAAGAGUGAAGGCGAGAUCGAUUUGUCCGAGAGGUCGUCGGGAACUCUCUCGUGUAUGCCGGCGUCCAACUUGGUGGCAUUCGCAUCGGAAUUCUAUUGGAGUCAUAGCCAAGCCUUGACUGAGAAAGAGGUAGCAACAGCAGUCACACCCUUGGCUUUAGGAGAAGUGUUGGAGUUGAAAUCCAAGGGAGUCGCUGCCUUUGAUGGGAGGAGAGGGUUCAAUACCUGGUCCGAGAAAAUGAUGCGCAUGCUGCAGAUGGAAGAACUUUGGGAAAUCGUUUCACCACCGACAAUCGCUGUAGAUGCUCAUACGCGGCGAGCCCCUGCUACGUUGGGAGCUUCAACUUCGGUGGAAGGAGAAGUCGUGGAUGAAGAGGCAAUUCGUGCCUCUGUUGCAGCAGCUCGACAAUAG